AUGCGAAUUUCAGUUCAAAAGGAAAGAAAGAAGUACUGGAUCAUCAUAAUGAUAUCAGGUUCAAUUUCAGCAAGCAUUCAUUUUUGCAAAUUUCUAACAUUCUUUAAAACUGUCAGGUCUCAACUAGCACUUGGCAAUUUUGUCACAAAAAGACAUACAAAAAGAGCUGCUGGUUCAAAUAUUCGACGGUUCGAAUGGAAUAACACUCUUGAAAAAUCAGCUGAUUCAUUCGCCCGAACCAAUCCAUCAAAACAUUCAAACAUCAAUGACAUUGGAGAAAACCUUUUUUGGCAUUGGUCAACAAAACCAGGAGAUUUCAAUAAUUAUGGCUCACUAGCAGCUGGCUCAUGGAUUCACGAGUUUCAUGAAAAGUAUUGGGAUUCAAAUAUUCUGACAAAUGAUCUGUUCGGAAGCGGAGUCGGGCAUGCAACACAGAUGGUAUGGGCGGACACUUAUCAGAUAGGUUGCUCUGUUGCAACUUUCAAAGAUAUCCAUAAGAAAACUGGAAGACCGAUCACAAAGAUUUGUGUUGUUUGCCAUUAUUGGCCAAAAGGAAAUUACUUGAACGAACCGAUUUAUCUGGAAGGACAACCAUGUUCAAAGUGCGAGAGCAAGAAAUGUGAUAAGAAAACUGGAUUGUGCAUAUAA
Caenorhabditis briggsae is the source of this 648-nucleotide messenger RNA. The transcript has 3 exons. Lineage: Eukaryota; Metazoa; Nematoda; Chromadorea; Rhabditida; Rhabditidae. The record is from RefSeq and is a predicted model, not a curated record. Bases 1 to 648 code for a protein of 215 amino acids.